AUGAAUGAGCUAGCCGUGGCAUGAGUUGUUGUUAAAGCUAAGUUGCCGGUUGCAGCAAAGGCAACACCUUCAAAAUGACAAUUAUCUAGCUACGCUAAGGUUAGCUCGGUUUGUUGACAAGUUAGCUGGCUACAUUCAUCAGCUUGUCACUUUUAAAGUUGGUGCUAGUGUUUCUCUCUGUUUUACUUUACAGUUUGCCACUGUGUACAAGGCCAGGGACAAGACCAACGACACGAUAGUUGCCAUCAAGCAGGUAAGAGACUCAGCAUGUCUCUAAGAUCUGUGAUGAAUGGUACAAAGUAAAUUGCCAGGAGCAGCUGUUUUUUUGCUGUAAGGUUUUUGUGUAGGCCUAACACAUGCCCAGAAGGGGUAUAACCUUGGAUGUAUAACCACAGAUAAAACAAUGAGCCAGAUGUUUCACCGGAUGUAUGUAUCUGAAGCAUCCGGUUGACAUUUCCACUCACCAUGGUGAUGAGAGGCUGGCAGUGGGAGAGGAUGGAUUUUGGCCGACAUUCUGCUAAUUUUCUCAUUGAUGAAACAUUUGAUCACUACAGUUUUCUGCUCCCAAAACUAGAAUCUGUUACGAACAGAGUGGACUAAGUUUUUAAGACUACACUUUGCCAAAGUCCCUGUAUACGCACAACUGCGUGGCCCAAAUUUCUUUUCCAACUCCAACCUCAAGUUCCCUGAUGACGUGAUGGUGGUGCCAGGUAAACAACCUCUUCCUCAACGUCAGCAAAACAAAGAAACUGAUAUUGGACUUCAGGAGGAACAAAGCUGUGCACGCCCCCAAAUCAAAUCAAAUUGUAUUGGUCACAUACACAUAUUUAGCAGAUGUUAUUGCGGGUGUAGCGAAAUGCUUGUGUUCCUAGCUCCAACAGUGCAGCAGUGCAGUAGUAUCCUCAUCAACAGGGCCGCGUGGAGACGGUCAAAAACAUCAAGUUCCUCAGCGUACACAUCUCAGAGGAGCUGAAAUGGUCAAAUCACACAGACAUCGUGGUGAAGAAGGCACAAGAGCGGCCCUGAAGGCCAUCACAGUGUUCUACAGGAGCACCAUCGAGAGCAUACUGUCGGGCUGCAUCAGAGCCUGGUAUGGCAACUCCACCGCCGCUGACCGCAAGGCUCCACAGAGGGUGGUACGCUCAGCCAGGUGUUGCAGGAAGGCCAAGAAGAUCAUCAAGGACCUCAGCCAACCGAGCCAUGGCCUGUUCUCCCCGCUUCCAUCACUCAGACGCGGGUAGUAUAAGAGCAUCAUGGAAAAAACUGUCAGACUGUCAGAGUGUUUACAUUUGUAAAUAUGUAUAUAUUAUUAUUAUUAUUGUUUCAUACACUUUUCUUUUGGACCUGCACUGUUGGAGCUCAGAGUUUAAGAAUUUCACUGUACCCUGCAAUUACAUCUGCGACCCUGUGCAUGUGACUAAUAAGCUCAUCUAUCUAUCUAAAAAUUGUGUUGUUUAAAAGGAGUGCAUGGGUGAACGCACUUCACGUAGUAGGCGUUCCCUAACGAAAAUAUGCAAAUACAUGCUAGAAUGCGCCAAUUGGAUCUAGCUAGGUUGUGCUUGGCUCUGCCCACCUCCUUGCUUGUUCUGCUCACUAUGAUUCAUUUGCUCCCAUUGGAAAUGACAGUCUGUGGUCUAUCUUGGGUUAGUUAUAACAAUCUUUGGUAUAACCUUGUGGGGAGAACAGAACACUAAGACACUCUGAACAAAAUAUGCAAAUGAGCUAUGACCAUGGUUACAUAAUGCCAUUAAUGAAACUUGUUGAUUUAAUAUCCACACUAUGUCGGUUUGAUGUGUUCAUAAUGUUAGCUGUACACUAUUAAUAGUGUGUGCUGAUUCUCCUGACAGAUCAAAGUUGGACACAGAGCAGAGGCUAAAGAUGGUGAGUGUCUGUGCAUCCCAGUACAGUUCAGAGUGGUUAAAACUAUGUAUCGGGGUGAUUUCCCAGACACAGAUUAAGCCUAGUCCUGGACUAAAAAGCAUGCUCAGUGGAAAAACUCCAUUGAAAAGGCUUCAUCUUUUUUCUGGGAAAUCACCCAAUGAAAUUUGGUUCUGAAUAUUUGUCUCAUGUUUGUUGGUCAUGUAUCUCUCAGGCAUCAACAGGAAAGCCCUACGAGAGAUUAAACUACUGCAGGAGUUAAGUCACCCAAACAUUAUCGGGGUAAGAAUCUAACUAAACUCCUACUGUUUAAAUGGAAACUGCCAGUAGUAAUAUUCAUGCUUUCCUGGUUGAGCGUUGCAUCAAUUUCAGAAUUCAUGAUAAUUUAGAGCUCAUUUGGAUAUUAUUCCAAACCAAAGCACCCUGUAUAAACGAUACUAAUUAUCUUGCUCACCAUCACCUUUACUGUGAAAUUAUGUAAUGUUCUCAAAGAAAGCACAAUAUCAUAUAUGUCCCUACACUUACAUCAAUAUAUGUCCAUCAUGUUUCUCAGUUCCUUGAUAUAUUUGGGCACAAAUCCAACAUCAGCUUGGUGUUUGACUUCAUGGAGACAGACCUGCAGGUAAGACUGAGCUUUAUGUUUUGGUCAUAUUGGGCCGGUUUCCUGGACCCAGAUUAAGCUUGCUCAAUGGAUAAACUCCACCGAAAUGGCUUUUUACUCCAAGACUAGGAUUAAUCUCUGUCCAGGAAACUGGCCCCAGUAAAUGCUGACAUUCACGGCUUUAUUCUAAAAGUAACCUUGGACACUAGAGGCCACUAGAGGGAUACUCCAUCCAAUUCACAGUAUGAAGGUUCUGUUCAUUCUGAUAGCUCGCUGUGAUGUCCUCCUUGAGGCACAGAUAUGGGUUCAGUCAUACUGAACAUCAAAGACUGGCUGAUGCCCAGAGAGAACCAGAGAGUGGGAGCAACCUGAGAGCUAUGGUAUUAGUUUGCUUAUAUCUCUCUCUCUUAGGGGUUCUGUAGGGCCAGCUCUGGUCCUGGGGGACCCCCCUCUCUGUCUGUCUCUCUGCAUCUCUGCCUCCCUCUCUCUGUCCCUCUGUCUCACUCUCUGUCCCUCUCUCUCUCUCUCUCUGCCAUCCCUAUUUCUCUCUCUCCUUAUCUCUAUCUCUCCCAUUUGCUCUGGAUAUAUGAGAGUCUGUGCCUGCCAGAUGACUCCAGAUGAGUGCCCAUGUUCACUGCCAACUCAGUUAGAGAGUAGGAACACAGACCCCUUAGAGCCAUAAUUAAGGAUUGAUAGCUGGUCUUAAAUAAUCAAUACCACCCUCCCCGUAGCUCUCAAGAUGAUGUAAUGACAAUGAUCAAAUCAUAGACAGACAGAAAUAGCUCACAGAGGACUGAAAUAUUCGGAGGAUUUGAUAGCCUGAGUCUACAUAUAGAGAAAUUCUCUUCUGCUUGUCCUUUCCUGAGAGGCGUUUUGUUGUCUGUGGACCUUCAACCUUGGAGUUAAGAAAGGUAGACUAUUGAGAGACUGGCUGACACCUCUGGUCUAACUCUCUCUCUCUCCUGUGUUCUAGGUGAUCAUUAAAGAUACCAGUCUGGUUGUGACUCCAGACAACAUCAAAGCCUUCAUAGUGAUGACUACAGCACCUGGAGUACAUGCACCACCACUAGGUCCUGCACAGGGUAGGUUCAUGCACACACCUCAAAGCACCGUCAUACAAUACACACCUUCUCAUAGGUGCCUGUGUGAGGUGAAGUUAGGCGUGGUAGACUCGUCUCCACUUCAGAAAUGAUAUUUGUAAUUGUAUUUUAUAUAAAUUAUGUUUAUUAUAAAUCAAUUAUAUUUGCGCCAUAGUAAAAUACUGUGUGUAGGAUCUGAAGCCCAAUAACCUGCUGCUGGAUGAGGAGGGGGUGCUGAAGCUGAUUUUGGUUUGGCAAAAGCUUUCUGCAGCCCUAACAGAGUCUAGACCAUGUCAAAGUCUUUAUUGUCAGUUUAUUUUAUAUUUUUUAAAAUAGCAUUUCAUGUGUCACUGUGUUUGCGAUACAAUGUUUGCUCUCUCAGGUGGUGGUGUUUGGUGCCAGGAUGUAUGGGGUGGGCAUCGACAUGUGGGCCGUGGGCUGCAUCCUUGCAGAGCUCCUCCUACGGGUACACACACACCAUAAGCUCAGUCCAAUUUAAACAUUGAGACGAGACAAACGGGGUUGUCUGUAGAAUGGCACUAAAACAUUCUGAAACUAGGCAGCUCAAUUGAACUUUGUUCUGAAAUUGUCUUGUCUCUGCGACUUUUUUUUAUCUAGACUGAGCAUUAAGAUUCAGACUACUGUAUUGUCAGACACACACCUUUCUGUAUACAUAAUGAUGCAUCCCAAAUGGCACGCUAUUCCCUAUAUAGUGUACUACUUUUGACCAGGGCCCAUAGGACUCUGGUCAAAAGUUGUACAAUAUAUAGGGAAUAUGGUGCCAUUUGGGACUCUACCCAUGCUCACUACAUGUUUGCUGUAACACCCUCUGUCUCUCUCUAGUUACCAUUCCUAACAGGAGACUCAGGUCUGGACCAGCUGAGUAAGAUCUUUGAAGCUCCUACAGAUGACACCUGGCCUGUGAGUGUAUGUAUUUUCUGUGUCUGCAUGUGUGGUUCAUUUAAGACCAAGCAUUGCCUUUAAAAUAUCGGGGUCCUCAAUAAUACAUUGUGGAUUUAAAUAAUGCCUUCAUGUCUCUAUCUAACUGUGCUUCUCUCUCUCUCUGUAGUUUGAAUUGUUUUCUGGUACUCCUCUGGAACACGUCUUCAGUGCUGCAGGAAACAACCUCUUAGAACGACUUCAGGGUCUAUUCACCUUCAACCCCUCCACACGCCUUACAGCUACACAGGCAUACUAG
Molecule: messenger RNA, 4756 nt
Organism: Coregonus sp. 'balchen'
Lineage: Eukaryota; Metazoa; Chordata; Actinopteri; Salmoniformes; Salmonidae
Source: the annotation of a GenBank genome assembly